GAGAACCAAUCCUACUACUUCUCGUCCCGGGGUUUCCACAAGUGAAGAAAAAAGUACAGGUCGUAUCGAUCAAAUUAUUGGACCCGUGCUGGAUGUCACUUUUCCCCCCGGGCAAGUUACCUUAUAUUUAUAACGCUUUAGUAGUCCAGAGUAGAGACACUGCCGAUAAGCAAAUUAAUGUGACUUGUGAGGUACAACAAUUAUUAGGAAAUAAUCGAGUUAGAGCUGUAGCUAUGAGUGCUACGGACGGGUUGAUGAGAGGAAUGGAAGUGAUUGACACGGGAGCUCCUCUCAGUGUUCCGGUCGGUGGAGCUACUCUCGGACGAAUUUUCAACGUUCUUGGGGAGCCUGUUGACAAUUUGGGUCCUGUAGAUAGUAGUGCAACGUUCCCUAUUCAUAGAUCUGCGCCUGCCUUUAUCGAGUUAGAUACGAAAUUAUCCAUCUUUGAAACAGGUAUUAAGGUCGUCGAUCUUUUAGCUCCUUAUCGACGUGGAGGAAAAAUAGGACUAUUUGGGGGGGCUGGAGUAGGUAAAACAGUACUGAUCAUGGAAUUAAUCAAUAACAUUGCUAAAGCUCAUGGGGGCGUAUCCGUAUUCGGUGGAGUAGGGGAACGGACUCGUGAAGGAAAUGAUCUUUAUAUGGAAAUGAAGGAAUCCGGAGUAAUUAAUGAAAAAAAUAUUGAAGAAUCAAAGGUAGCUCUAGUCUAUGGCCAAAUGAAUGAACCACCGGGAGCUCGUAUGAGAGUUGGUUUAACUGCCCUAACUAUGGCAGAAUAUUUCCGAGAUGUUAAUAAGCAAGACGUGCUUUUAUUUAUCGAUAAUAUCUUUCGUUUUGUUCAAGCAGGAUCAGAGGUAUCCGCUUUAUUAGGGAGAAUGCCCUCCGCAGUGGGUUAUCAACCUACUCUUAGUACAGAAAUGGGUUCUUUGCAAGAAAGAAUUGCUUCUACUAAAAAGGGAUCUAUAACUUCGAUUCAAGCAGUUUAUGUACCUGCGGACGAUUUGACCGACCCUGCCCCUGCCACAACAUUUGCACAUUUGGAUGCUACUACCGUACUUUCCAGAGGAUUAGCUUCCAAGGGUAUUUAUCCAGCAGUAGAUCCUUUAGAUUCAACAUCAACUAUGUUACAGCCUCGGAUCGUUGGCAACGAACAUUAUGAAACUGCGCAAAGAGUUAAGGAAACUUUACAACGUUACAAAGAACUUCAGGACAUUAUCGCAAUUCUUGGCUUGGAUGAAUUAUCGGAAGAGGAUCGUUUAACUGUAGCAAGAGCAAGAAAAAUUGAGCGUUUCUUAUCACAACCGUUCUUUGUGGCAGAAGUUUUUACUGGUUCUCCAGGAAAGUAUGUUGCUCUUGCGGAAACUAUUAGGGGAUUUCAACUAAUCCUUUCCGGAGAAUUAGACGGCCUACCUGAACAGGCUUUUUAUUUGGUGGGUAACAUCGAUGAAGCUAGCACGAAAGCUAUAACCUUAGAAGAGGAGAACAAAUCGCAGAAAUGAAAUUAAAUCUUUAUGUACUGACUCCUAAGCGAAUUAUUUGGGAUUGUGAAGUGAAAGAAAUCAUUUUAUCCACGAAUAGUGGCCAAAUUGGCG
Molecule: messenger RNA, 1589 nt
Organism: Hordeum vulgare subsp. vulgare (domesticated barley)
Lineage: Eukaryota; Viridiplantae; Streptophyta; Magnoliopsida; Poales; Poaceae
Product: ATP synthase subunit beta, chloroplastic-like
Exons: 1
Coding region: 93-1496 (467 amino acids)
Biological process (GO): proton motive force-driven mitochondrial ATP synthesis; proton transmembrane transport
Cellular component (GO): chloroplast thylakoid membrane
Molecular function (GO): proton-transporting ATP synthase activity, rotational mechanism; ATP hydrolysis activity; ATP binding
Source: RefSeq, a predicted model, not a curated record